This is a messenger RNA of Lindgomyces ingoldianus, 374 nucleotides long. RefSeq lists its product as uncharacterized. Bases 88 to 321 code for a protein of 77 amino acids. Lineage: Eukaryota; Fungi; Ascomycota; Dothideomycetes; Pleosporales; Lindgomycetaceae. The record is from RefSeq and is a predicted model, not a curated record. The transcript has a single exon.
GUGCGGGGUUGUCAGCCUUACCGGUGGUGCCGCCGAGCAGUGGUAAAGAGACAAGGUAAUUUGUCGACGACUGGUGAGACGUCUGAGAUGGAUAUUGCGGUUCCAUUAUUGCUAUCCUUGAUAUUAGCUUGCGGCUCAGCGAGGAUCAAGGGUGGGAUCCGACAGCUCGGGCCCAGGUCGCGUAUAUCAGACUACGAAUCCUCAUUCGGAGGUGAACGAGUAAUCAGUCUGGCCAAGGCUAUCGAUUUGUCUUGUGUUAUUGCAUUGUACGCAAUAUCUUGCAAUGCGAAUAUUAACAGAAUUGUUGUGCAGCCCGAAUAGGGAAGCGUUUCCGCUAGGCGACUUCAUGCUGUUCCGAUUUGGCAUAAUGGAGC